AUGGAUAUGACAAUAUCACCAAUGCAUAAGCUACCUAUUCACGAGCAUCCUCUUUUCCCUUCAGCUAUGUUUAUCAAAAGGAAAUGUGCUGGCUGCCAGGUAGUAGGAGUCAUGUACGGUGGCUACUUUUGCAACGAGGCUCAUUGUAAUGGUUGGUUCCAUAAGGACUGUGCGGAAUCCCCAUUACAGAUCAAUCAUCACCUGUCACACCCGGAGCAUCCACUCGUGCUCAGUAAGAUGUCUCCAAGGGAAUAUGGUACUCCAUGUGAAAUUUGUGGACAAGAUAUUUUGGCCGCAUGUUAUUCAUGUCCCACAUGUGAAUUCAAAGUGGAUUUGAUUUGUGGGACUAAACCAUCCCCACCUGUUAUUGAACAUCCGGUGUGUCAUGACCAUACACUUGUGUUCACGAAGAAACGAAUGGAGGGAGAUUCGGUCCCCUGUGAAGUAUGCAAGAAACAUAUUGAUGGACCUUUAUAUUCAUGUUCUGAAUGUAAUAACAUGUACUUUCACUUGGAUUGUGUUCAUCUCUCAAAAGAGUGUGCUUUUGUUGUCUCUGGACCUUGUGUUGGCUUACCCCGCAUCAUAAACAUCAAUCGUCAUGAUCAUCGCAUCUCUUUUAGGCCUCAUCUUGGCUACAAGGGUGCAAAAUGUGGAGUUUGUCGAGAAAGAGUAAAUCAGUACUACGGAGCUUAUUCUUGCUCGAUUUGCCCUAAUUAUGUAGUUCACUCACGAUGUGCAGUUGAUUUUAAUUUAUGGAAUGGCGUCGAACUCGAAGGGAUACCCGAGACCAGUGAAGAUGUUGUGCCAUAUAAGGUGAUGGGUGAUAAUUUGAUACGUCAUUUCUUUCAUGAUAAACAUAUUUUAUUCUUGAAAGAUCAUGACAUGGUUGGUGAUGACUAUGUGAGGUACCAAUGUGAAGCAUGCGUCUCACCGAUCGGGUUUGGCCCAGUCUACAGCUGUCAGGAAUGUCAUUUUUUUUUCCAUGAAAAGUGUGCUUAUCUUCCUAUGAAGAAAAACCUUGUCUAUGCCACCACACCAUACAAGUUGGAGUAUCAAGGCAUUGCUAUAUACUGUAACUUGUGUGGUACAUUCUCUGGUGGUUUUAAGUACAGAUCGCAGGGACUUUCUUUGGAAUAUCCCGUUGUAGAUGUACAUUGUAGUUCCAUUUCUGAGCCAUUCGUCCAUAAUGGACAUUUGCAUCCGUUAUAUUUUGUUAAAACAAAGGAGCAACGCUAUUGCGAUGCAUGUCGAAGAGUUCCAGAUGGCUACAUGCUCAAUUGUAGUGCUUGUGAGUUUGACUUGUGUUUGUAUUGUGCUACUUUGCCAGAGAAGAUAUGGCAUAUAAGCGAUGAGCACCCUCUCUCUUUAUACUAUGGCGGAAAGACGAUGACCGGCAAAAACUGGUGUGAAGUUUGUGAAAUGGAGUUAUACUCAAUUAAAUGGUUCUUUACAUGUUCUGAUUGUGGAGUCACUUUGCAUGUUGGAUGCGUACUAGGAGACUUCUCACGUCUCACUCCAAACUGUUCCAUUCCCCUUGAGAGAAAAGAAUAUUUAGUGAUUCUUAACUAUCAGAACAGUCGGCCAUUCUGCACAUAUUGCCACAAUCGAUGCAAGGCCCCUGUCAUCUUACAGGUCAAUGACCAACAUAAUGGAUACAUUUGCUCCAUUUCAUGUUUAAUGAGUUUUUCGGGUGUCAAAUUGUCUGAGGAAAUAUUGUGGUGAAUGUUUCUAGUGAGAAAAACUGGUUGGUUGGUUAUUUAUCAAAAUGCAAGUUAUAACUAAGGAAUGUAUUUUUCUUUUGUUAAUGAAAAUAAUAUAUGAUUC
Molecule: messenger RNA, 1824 nt
Organism: Eruca vesicaria subsp. sativa (arugula)
Lineage: Eukaryota; Viridiplantae; Streptophyta; Magnoliopsida; Brassicales; Brassicaceae
Source: the annotation of a GenBank genome assembly